UCCGGGCUACGGCUGCCGGGGAGUGCGGCGGGUGGUCACCUUCCCUGCGGGCCGCAGCAUGGCGGCCGGGCCUCCCCCGCCGCUGGAGCCCAGCCCGCUGCCGGUGUUCACGGAGGAGGGCUUCGGGGACAAGUUCCUGCGCAAGACCCGCGAGAACCCCCUGGUGCCUCUGGGCUGCCUCUGUACGCUCGGUGUCCUGACCUACGGACUGAUCAGCUUCCAGAGAGGCAACACCCGUCGUUCUCAGCUGAUGAUGCGGGCACGUAUACUGGCCCAGGGCUUCACCUUUGCGGCCCUCCUGGGAGGCAUGGUGGUCACAGCCAUGAAAUCUAGAAAGUGAAGUUGGACAAGACAGAAGCUGCGGCCCACGGGUGUGUACCUACCAACCUGUACCCCAGCUGGCAGGAUGGAUUCUCGCUGCAGAUGCAGUUUUAUGAGAGACAGUUGUGCAGUCUUGGUGGAGCCAGUGCCAGAGAGGCUCUGUGUUCCAGAGCACUGGAAGCGCAGCUAAUACACCUCAGUGAUUAACCAGAAA
Messenger RNA from Falco peregrinus (peregrine falcon), 535 nucleotides. It is a transcript of the gene HIGD2A, whose product is annotated as HIG1 hypoxia inducible domain family member 2A. The transcript has 2 exons. Lineage: Eukaryota; Metazoa; Chordata; Aves; Falconiformes; Falconidae. The coding region runs from base 59 to 340 and encodes 93 amino acids. Gene Ontology annotation, cellular component: mitochondrion. Gene Ontology annotation, biological process: mitochondrial respirasome assembly. The record is from RefSeq and is a predicted model, not a curated record.